Messenger RNA from Daucus carota subsp. sativus, 2220 nucleotides. RefSeq lists its product as uncharacterized. NCBI's taxonomy places the organism in Eukaryota, Viridiplantae, Streptophyta, Magnoliopsida, Apiales, Apiaceae. Bases 1 to 2220 code for a protein of 739 amino acids. The record is from RefSeq and is a predicted model, not a curated record. The transcript has a single exon.
AUGGCAGCAAUUUCACAUUCGCCCAACACUGAAUUCUUCAAAAACGUUUAUAUAAAGGGACUAGAAGUUUUAAGCUUACAAGUGAAACUGUAUAUGAAUGCCCUUGUUCCCAAGUGCCAGAACCCUUCCUCUAUGCUUGAUUUUAGGCCGAUUUCUUGUUGUAACACAUUGUAUAAAUGCAUAUCAAAAAUCUUAGCAAGGAGACUCAGAGCAACCCUUCCUGGUUUGAUUGAUAAUGCUCAAGCAGCUUUUGUGAAAGGGCGUAACAUUUCUGACAACAUUUUGCUCGCUCAAGAGGUUUUUAAAGGGUACAAUGUUCGUAAUAGUUCUCCUCGGGUGGCUUUUAAAUUGGAUAUUAGCAAGGCGUUUGAUUGCUGUAAUUGGCAGUUCAUUAUUGAUGUUCUGAUUCUUCGGGGUUAUCCGUAUCCCUUUAUUAAAUGGAUAUAUGCUUGCAUCUCCUCUGCUCGCUUCUCGGUUAAAGUUAAUGGUGAGGCAAAUGGGUAUUUUUCUGCUUCCAGGGGAAUCCGCCAAGGGGAUCCCAUCUCUCCUUUUAUCUUUGUGAUCUUGAUGGAUGUGUUGUCUGAGCUCUUAAACUCGGCUGGUGCUAAUAUGAAUUUUAAGUUCCAGAAUAACAUGAAAGCUUCAAAAUUGAAUCACUUAUGUUUCGCUGAUGAUUUACUUCUUUUUUGCAAAGGAGACAAGGAUUCUAUAAUGCUUUUGAUGCAGUCAGUUGAUACUUUUGAGACAUUCUCUGGGCUAAAAAUUAAUGCUUGUAAAAGCACCUUUUUUGCUUCCAACACUUCUCCAGAACUUAAAGCCUGGAUUACCCAAGAGUAUGGAAUUCAAUUGGGCAAUCUGCCUACAAAAUUUUUGGGAGUGCCCUUGCUUGCUACGGGGCUUCAUGCAUCUCAUUGCCAACCUUUGAUAUCUAAAAUUACUGCUCGUAUUGAAUCCUGGGUGAUGAAGUUUCUAUCAUUCGCCGGCCGUCUUCAACUUAUUACAUCUGUUCUGUUUAGCAUUCAGAAUUAUUGGUCUGCCCAUUUUCUUCUUCCUGUUGCGGUGCUUAAAUUGCUGCAAAGAAAAAUUGCUCACUUCCUUUGGAAUGGUCAUGAUAGUCGGCGCACAAAAGCAAAGGUUUCCUGGAAAUCGGUGACUUUGCCUAAAAGUGAAGGAGGCUUGGGGAUAAAAGAUUUGCGUGACUGGAAUAAAGCAUUCAUCCUCAAACAUCUUAUUGCUGUUGUAAAUCCUUGCUCCACCUCUCUUUGGGCUUCCUGGGUGAAAAAAACUAUCAUUAAGGGGUCGUUAUGGUCUAUGCAAUGCCCUUAUAAUGCUUCUUGGAUUAUUAAGCAAAUUUUUUUGCUCAGAGAUAUUGCCUUGCAACACAUCUCUUACUCCAUCGGAAAUGGUCGAGAUGUUUCUCUUUGGUUUGCACCUUGGUUUAAUAGGCAACCCAUCUGUUCUUCUUAUGAUAAUCAACUAAUUAGUCUAUCUGGACUAGGCAAGGAGGCUGUUGUUGCCGAUAUCAUUUCCCCUGGAGGUUGGAUGCUUCCUCAUUCUAAUUUCCAUGAGCUUGUCGUUUGGAAAAAUCAAUUCGAUUUUAGCACUCAAUUUGAUCUUGCUCAACGUGACAAAAUUUGCUGGGAUAAUAUCUGUGGGAGCAAGAUUCGUGUUACUCAUCUUUGGGAUUCUAUCCGGCGUCGGGGGAAUAAUACAAUCUGGGCUCCUUUUGUUUGGCAUAAAUUAGGAGUUCCUAGGUUCUCUUUUCACCAUUGGCUCCUUAUGCUUAACCGAGUUAACACUGCUGAUAAGCUGGUUAAUCGUGGUGUCACCUCUUUUGAUGCAUGCUUUUUCUGUAUUAAUGGUACGGAGUCGAACCACCAUUUGUUUCUUGAAUGUCCCUUUACUCAACGUAUCAUCCAGUUGGUUUUUUCUCAUCGCUGUGCUAUGCCCCCUGAUCUUUGGUCUCUAUGGUAUACUUGGCUUACUAGCCUGAACCUCAAGGACAUUAAGGAUUGUAUUUCUAUUCUGGCCUAUCAAGUCAUUAUUUAUUCUGUUUGGCGUGAACGCAAUAGUAGAUUUUUCAGCGAGGAAUAUUCAUCUCCUGCUAAGCUUGCUUCGAACUGCCUCCAUUUAAUUAAGUGUCGGCUUCAUUCUUCUACUUGGUUUGCUGUUGAGAGCCUCCGCACCACUUCUCUUUCUGUAUGGAGUCUUGAUAACUAG